Molecule: messenger RNA, 751 nt
Organism: Kickxella alabastrina
Lineage: Eukaryota; Fungi; Kickxellomycota; Kickxellomycetes; Kickxellales; Kickxellaceae
Exons: 1
Biological process (GO): tRNA wobble base 5-methoxycarbonylmethyl-2-thiouridinylation
Cellular component (GO): cytosol; elongator holoenzyme complex
Molecular function (GO): tRNA binding
Source: RefSeq, a predicted model, not a curated record
CUGACUCGCGCGUGUGAGACUCUGGGCGAUGACUUGGACGAGAUUCGCGAGGCGCUGGCCUCCAAGUGUGCGCGGCUGCGUGAGGUGCGCUCUACGCCGCUCGAGAUGAUUGUUGACCAGAUUCUGGCCAUGGCUAAUAAUGACGGCAGCUGCAGCGGCCCCCUGCCAGACAACAUUGAUGUCAUGUCUGACACCACGUCGAUGGCCAGCCGCUUCAGCUCGUUCACGGCAACUGAGACCAACGCGUCGUCGCGGAUGACCGGCUCGACAGCGCGCCGGAUAUCGAAGAACCGCAAAAAGGAGGAGAAGCGCAAGGUGCGCGGAAAGAAGGGCAGCAUCUAUGAGGAGUCAUACUUGGUCGACUCCAUCUCCAAGCUUGUUGACCGCGUGCGCGUGCACCAGACAGCAGUGCGCGAGAUAAUCUGGGCGCUUGUGCACUUUGGCCAGCUCACAGUGGCAUCCCAAAUGCAGAGCUCAUUUGCUGAAUUGGUGGACCACGUGUUGGCAGAGGCUGCCUAUGUUUUCGACGAGCAGAGAGUGCAGAUGCGCUUGGGCGAGAAUGGCUUACCUGAGCCUGUGCCAAUGGAGGUUAACGAGUUUGGUAUGACAUCGCAACCGAAGCAUCCAAAGCCCAUACUGCCGAGUUACAGCUGGAAGAUUGAUUCGCUGAAUCUAGCUAGCAAAUAGUUAGUGUGUGUACAUCAAUAUACUUUAAAUUGUUGUAAUAUAUAUCAUACGGACUUGAUUAUCC